AUGUCCCGAUUAGUAGAUACAAAAAAGCCAUCUACUCCAAUAUUACUGUGGGCCUCAAACAUCAAGCCCAAGGAUCUUCAAACUUGGAGCGUCUCCAUCCCCUUUGGAAACGAGGAUCAGCCAAUUGAAUUAAAGAACCAGGACGACGCCACGAAACUACCUUCAACGAGCAUUCUCUCAGAUGUCUUUAACAAACUGUCUAAAAGAGCUAUACAGGUCAUUGUUGAAGUACCAAUUUCAGAGACGACAGAUUUACAGAAACAACUGGAUCUAAAAUUAGAAGAGAUCGCAUAUUUACAGAAACAACUGUCGGAUCUACAAGCUCGACAGGUCGAUCAAACUAAUAAUGAUUUGAGAGCCACAGAGAUAUCAACUCUUGAGGAACUGCGGCAAGUCCUUCGCCAACAUUUUGAGAAAAUUGAUGAAGACGAAUACGAAUACAUCCAAAUAUAUGUGCAUGAUGGGGUCACCCUUCCAUCUAAGCAAUUUUCGUCAUGGACCUGGAAUGACGUCGUUGUAGAGUAUAAAGUGGCAGCAUAUCCGGGAGCCCUACCAGAUUUUAAGAUUGAGGUCAGCGAUUUGACAAUUGAAGAAGCGAAUAUGCUCGAUCAAGUUGUGAAACAGUGUCUCUCAGGAACAAUGUCUAUAUAUUUGUGGGUAAGCGCGGUCAAGGACCGUGGACUUCGCUUACUUGAGCGCCACAUGGAUCUCAAAUUCUUGUAA
This is a messenger RNA of Lobosporangium transversale, 723 nucleotides long. RefSeq lists its product as hypothetical. Bases 1 to 723 code for a protein of 240 amino acids. NCBI's taxonomy places the organism in Eukaryota, Fungi, Mortierellomycota, Mortierellomycetes, Mortierellales, Mortierellaceae. The record is from RefSeq and is a predicted model, not a curated record. The transcript has 6 exons.